UCACAAGAUAAAGCAAAUGACAAAGCCCUGAUGUUAAAUAGCAGGCGAAGAUGUUUCGAUUUCAAAACGAUUUAGAGCACAGUUGAAAAGUUAAUACGCUGACUAUAAUGGACUAAUUAGAAAAAUAAAAGCAGUCAGUUUCAAUGCGUGAGAUAAGACCUGUGUCUCACGGCCAAUGCUUGAGAGUUGGCAGCUCGGAGAAGGCUAGGCUACAGUAACGUAACCUAUGAUAUCUCAAGUAUUGGCACCUACAGAAAUAGUUUUACACUGAAUUCUGAUGACAGGACAACCUGAGCAUAAAAGGUACGAAGGCAGACAAAGUUUACAGCUAUAAAGCUGUAAGGGAACCCACAACAUGGCAAGCACACAGCAGUCUGCUUUUGAGUAUGUCCAAAAUGGCAGAGCCCUUCUUGAGGGUCACCUCCAGAAACCCUCCUUGGUCGUUGAUGAGUUGCGAAAGAAUAACAUCCUCAGUGAAAAACAAGUUAGAGAAAUUAAAUCCCAUAAAAAGAGGUCUGUCAAAACCAGAAAGAUGCUGGACAUGAUUAUCAAGAAAGGGGAAUAUGCCAGUUAUGAACUGUUAAAAAUAUUGUACAACACAAGGAACCAAACCUUACCAAGAACAAACCCUACCCAGAAUCAACCUCGCCACCCAGAUUUACAUCAAUGGAUCAGCUGCUUUUCGUUUACGGAUGACCCAGAUUUACAGAGUGGCCUCGUCUCUGAAUCAGGGCCUUGUGAGAGGUACAAAAGGCAGCUGCGAACGAAAGCCGUUGAGUUUCUUCAUGCAAAAUGGGACCAGCACAUGCAUUUCCUCAAAGACAAGGCAAAAUGCAAACCCUUUACUUACAUUCCUGUCGUUUUGGACACCGACUCGAGUGAGCUGUCCAAAACUAAAAGCAAGUACAAAAAAGCACGCUCUAAGAAACUUAAGACUUACAUUCCAAGAGACAAGGGAAAACUGUCCCCUGGUCACUUACUGGAAAGCAGUGAGAAAAAGAUUCUACUUGUUGGUAAACCUGGUAUUGGAAAGACAACUGUUGUCCAGCAAGUUUUGAAUAUCUGGGCAGAGAAUGAGAAUCCUCAAGAGAGUUAUAUGUUCUACUUUGAUGAGCCUUCGAUGAGAUCAAUGUCUCACUCUUCACAGCCCUCAUCCUUGAGGUCUCUGCUGUUUGAAAGAUACCUUAAGCCAGAGGAAGGCACAGAGGAUGUGGUGCUGUGUGAUAUUCAAAAUAAUUCAGAAAAUGUUAUCUUCGUGUUUGAUGGGAUCAUGGAUGUGAUUGGCAACCCCGUGCUAAAUAACAUUAUGGCAAAAGAACUUCUGUGUGAUGCCAAGAUUCUGACCACGUGCAGACCAGAGGCAGAAGACUGCGAGUUUUUAUCUGACUGGCCGUCUUACAGAGUGGAGGUCCAAGGAUUCAACAACGAGUCCAUCCAUGCUUACUUAAAGUGGAUGUUAGGCACUGAGGAUGACUAUGUUUGUAGUGUUGCGAGCAACGACGCACUAUUCAGUCUAUGCCAUGUCCCAAUGUACGCUUUCAUAGUGACUGCUUGUAUUUCAUUUAGUCCCUGUGAGGCUAAAAACCACCCAUGCACCAUAACAGAAAUGUAUGUGCGGAUCUUUCGUCAUUGCAUGAAAAGACAUGGUGACCAAAAUGUUGAGUAUCUGGAUAAGUACAUUCAUGACAAUAUGGGGAACAUCAAGUUUCUAGCUAUAAACUCUUUCCAAGCAUUACUUGCGAAAACUGUAAACUUGACAGAAAUGGAUUGCAAGGACAACAGUGUUCAACAUGCGUUCUUGACCUCCAGUGCAGCAAAGGAAUCGUCAACUGGCCAUUCGUUUGCUUUUCUCCACAACACGAUGCAGGAGUUUUGGGCUGCUCUUUUCCUGUUGAUGACACCUGGAAACAUCACCUCCGUCCUUCAACAGUGCCAGACAGAAGAAGGAAAGUACUUGAAGUACAUUGUGUCCUUCCUCUGUGGACUCUUGUCCAGUGACAUUGCUGAAUUGAUUAACUGUGUAGUGCCAGAGGACCAGAUAAGGGAAAUAUCUGACAUAUACCUUGAGAAAGUCAUAGACACCUUCCUCGGGCCUGCAAUACUACAGGGACAUGAUGAGUCCCAUACCGAGUUGGAUGCUGAUCUCCUCUUCGUUUGCCAGUGCUUGUAUGAGCACCAGUCACCCGAAGCCUGCUCACUCCUUCUACAAAAAGUGGAGUAUGAGCUUGAUCUCUGUGGACAAUAUCUCGAUCCUCAACAGUGCUGUGCCGUGUCAUAUGUAAUCAACCAGUCCACAAACAGGAAUGUCCGUCUGUACCUGAAUGACUGCACUUUCUCUGAUCCAGGAUUGAGGCUGAUUCUGGGCUCUUUGAAAAAUCUUCAAUGUCUCAGAUUGGAUCCCACUACACAAUGUCAGGUGUGGAAAGCUGCUCUUCACUCAGGGAACCCGAGUGACUCUGAAGGCUUGCUAAGACUGUGUGAAUAUGAAAUUCACUUAAGAGUCAAGGAGCAACAGGACCAAAAGGUGUGGGAGAGAGUGGGAGAGGUCCUGAAGCGCAAGAGACCAGAGAAGGUCAAACUCUGUCUACAUUUGGUUGACAACUCACUGCACGCAGCUGAUUCCUUGGGAAAGAGCAUAUUUGACUGUUUGCCAAGCGUUGAGGCUAUCAGGUUUGUUGAACCUGUUGAUCUGAGACGAUCGUUAGUGGCAUGGAAAAUGGAGGUGAGGUCAUUCCAGCAGGAUAUCUUGAUGCACGGGGCUCUGUACCAGAUGGAGACGGGACUGAAAUCUGUAGAGGACCUGCAAGCAGUGCUUUGUCUGGCUAGCACAUAUUCUUUAGAGGAACAGAGCAAAUUCAUUUUGAGUUUGUACCAACAUAUAGGAAAAUAUGAGCAUGAUGAAGGUGUAGCAGUUCUACCAAUAUUGCAGCCAGUUUUCAAGUCAUUUCCUGCAGUCUGGUACAUACACUUUGCUGAUACGAAGGCCUCUGUCCUCCUUGAGGUGAUGAAACUCCAAAACGUGAAGAAACCAGUGGAGCUGUGGUGGUCAAAUGAUGAGUGUGACAUGAGCCUCAUUCAUUGUUUGCCUUAUAUUUCACAGCUAAGGCAAGUUCUGUUAUGUUAUUUGUCUGAUUGA
This is a messenger RNA of Salvelinus fontinalis (brook trout), 3136 nucleotides long. RefSeq lists its product as uncharacterized. The record is from RefSeq and is a predicted model, not a curated record. Bases 356 to 3136 code for a protein of 926 amino acids. Gene Ontology annotation, biological process: regulation of apoptotic process. The transcript is spliced from 5 exons. NCBI's taxonomy places the organism in Eukaryota, Metazoa, Chordata, Actinopteri, Salmoniformes, Salmonidae.